Esox lucius (northern pike) is the source of this 3575-nucleotide messenger RNA. RefSeq names its product indian hedgehog B protein. Gene Ontology annotation, molecular function: patched binding; calcium ion binding. The record is from RefSeq and is a predicted model, not a curated record. The transcript has 3 exons. Lineage: Eukaryota; Metazoa; Chordata; Actinopteri; Esociformes; Esocidae. Gene Ontology annotation, biological process: regulation of gene expression; cell-cell signaling; cell fate specification. The coding region runs from base 773 to 2056 and encodes 427 amino acids.
GAUAGUCGCACGGGUCCAAAGGACAGUGAGCGUGUUCGCGGGUCUAGACCGACGUUCAGGCUGGUGUUUGUUUAGCCUUUCAGUAUAAGCUCAACACUGGCGUUAAGCUGGGAGAAGGGAGAGCGAAGUCUGUGAACAUUAAAUUAAAAUGCUUGGCAAAUGAGGAGAGGGAGGAGAGGUACACUGAAAAGACAGAGGGCAGGACUGGCAGGGCGCGGUCUCCACGCAUCUGAUCUUUCGGAUCUCUUCAAUUUCCAGUUGAGCUGAGAGUCUCGCGCUACAGGGGACACAUUAAGAGCCAAGUGUAGUUGCAGAAAAACGCGGUGGGGACACCCUUUGACCGCUACGCCUACCCAAAAUCCCAGUCAGUCUGAGCACCGGGGCCGUUUUUCACAGCUGGAACAGCUUUGAACCUGUCUGCCAAGAUAAACGGAUCUUUCCCUAUUUAUGCGCUUGUCUCCGCUUGGACUGUGAGAUGAGAGCUUCGCGGUGAAAGAAGCAGCUCAAAGCACCAGCACUUCAUUAUAGGGGGAUCUUAUCCGAGGUUCCAAAAGACGCCGGCGCUAUACGACGUCUCCAGUAGCGCAUUGUCUGCGCGCCGGGAUAUGGCGAAUUUUGUGGACUCGGUGAUUAAUUCGUAACUGUCCAGUCCUCCUCCCCCUCGAGUACCCCGCGUGGGGAGAUAAGCAGCGACCAGGGGGAGGAGGUGUUUUGAAUCUAUCAGUGACAUUUUUCUGUCACCUCCAGCCGGGGUGUCCGCCGGCGUGGUGGAAUGCUGCUCCCCUGGCUCGUGACGUGCCUCGUCGGUUGCGCAGUGAUUCUCUCGCCGGUCAGCGAGGGCUGCGGGCCGGGACGGGGAUAUGGGAAGAGGCGGUCAUCGAGAAAGCUUGCGCCUCUUGCCUACAAGCAGUUUAGUCCCAAUGUAGCCGAGAAGACACUAGGCGCGAGCGGUCGAUAUGAAGGGAAAAUUACCCGGAACUCCGAGCGCUUCAAAGAGCUCACUCCGAACUACAACCCUGACAUCAUAUUCAAAGAUGAAGAGAACACAGGGGCAGACCGGAUGAUGACACAGCGCUGCAAGGACAAGCUAAACUCACUAGCCAUCUCUGUAAUGAACCUAUGGCCGGGGGUGCGCCUGCGGGUCACCGAGGGCUGGGACGAGGACGGACACCAUUCGGAGGAGUCGCUGCACUACGAGGGACGGGCGGUCGACAUCACAACCUCUGACCGCGACCGCAACAAGUACGCAAUGUUGGCUAGACUCGCGGUGGAGGCUGGCUUCGAUUGGGUCUACUACGAGUCCAAGGCCCACGUGCACUGCAGCGUCAAGUCAGAGCACUCUGUUGCGGCUAAGUCAGGGGGGUGUUUUCCGGGAGGGGCGUGGGUGACCCUAGAAGACGGGAGUAAAAGGUUGAUCCGGGACGUGCGGCCGGGUGAGCGAGUUCUUGCCUCGUCGGCAAGCGACGGCAGUGGAGCGCUAGUUUACAGUGAGGUUCUCACCUUCCUUGAUCGUGACCCCGCGACGCGGAAGCAGUUCUAUUCCAUCAGGACAGAAAGCGGGGCUACCCUGCCACUCACCGCCGCUCACCUGCUGUUUGUAUCUGAGGGAAACUGCUCGGAAGGGGCGGAGCCGACUCCUGGUAGUAUGAGGACGAUAUACGCCAGCGACGCGAGGCUGGGACAGUGCGUGCUGACGACAGUGGCCAGUGAGGGGGUCAGACAGGGUGAGGAGUCGAUGAAAGGCGCGGGGCGUUUCUCACGCAUCUCCCGGGUGAGUGUGCAUGAGGACGUAGGAGUGUAUGCCCCCCUCACCCGCCACGGGACGUUGGCGGUGAACGGUGUGGUGGCGUCGUGCUAUGCGGUGGUGGACGGGCACGGCCUGGCUCACUGGGCCUUCGCCCCCUUGCGCCUGCUGUACCAUUGGACUGGCUUUGCUGGAAGCCAUUUUGGAGACACUGGGGUUCACUGGUACUCCCAGUUGCUGUACUGGAUAGGCAGUCUACUGCUGGACUCUGAACACUUCCACCCCUGGGGACUGACUGAUCCAGGGAGGUGAGAAUUAAGAGGGAGAAGAAUGCCAGGAGACACUGGAGAGAAAGUACUUGUUUGGGAGUUGUACAGACCAGGUAAACUACUGGACUGGUUACCCAUUGAACCUUACUUUAACCUUGGACUUGAGUCUAGCACACUGAGGAAAGGGGAGGAGUCUCAUAAAAAGGGGUUGGGCCCAGUAGCUGACCAUUCACCUUUCUAUGGAGUUCAAGUCAAGAAACAAUAGACAUGAACAGAUCUGUAACAUGUUCAGAUAGACAACGCUAUGUGCUUUCUUUUCCACAAUAGUAAAACAUUGUGCCCACACUGAACGUAAACCAAAGGCAAUGUCCACAGGUGGACCUUGUUAUGUCUAUUAGAAUAACCAUGAACCCUGAAGGAGAACAUUUGUUUUAUUUAAUAUUUGGCAGUGUCUCAUUGAAAUCAAGCUACCAUUAUGAAGAAAAGCAUUUUCUUUUGUGAUCUUGUUGAUUGCUUCAUAGUACGAUUUCCAUAACAUGGCCAUGCCACAACUUAGCAAUUGAACAAAAGUGUAGGCUACAUGAAUAGAGCAUAUCUAUGAUAUUUUUAGAAAACGUUUACUGUAUUUUAUUAAAGAGAGAUGUCAAAAAUGUUUAUGAUUUUAAUAUUAUGUAUAAUGAGAUAUUUAAAGAUUUAUUUUUGGAAAUUAAAUAUUAUGGAAAUGCUUGUGGUUGUUGUUAACAGGUCCUCAUCUGACUCUUUUUGGAAUGUAGAAAAAAAGUUUUUCCAUUUGACAUUCCUUAUUGUUUUUACCCUGUUUUUCUACCCAGUUUUGUGAUUUAGCCCCAGCUUCAUCGAAAGUAACUUGUAGCAGACCCUGGACAGUUGAUGUAGAGAUAUGUGUCCUCUGAAUCACAUAUGAAGCCCUUCCAGGUUUUUUGAAAUUCCACUGAGCUGCUCGCUCAAUUAUAUUGAAAUCACUACUCGCCGGAGGGAAUGCACUCCCUGGCGUUCAGACAACCUUUCCACCACAAGGAGAGGAGACAAGGAAACCAUUUCAAAUUAUUAAACCCCCAAAAAACAUGGACAGGGCUGGCCAAUUGCAACCGCCUCAGUGGGACACCAUGGGGGAUGAAACCUUUCCACCCACUAAAACAGUGAUCCACAAACCAGGGGGAACAUGGACAAACUAAUGAGACCAUAUGCUUACUGAUAAUGAGGGUCUACUUCAGGGGUAGCCCACCCUGGGCAGAAUUAAACUCCAUGGUCGAAUUGGUUCAGUUCCUAAAACAGGUUGGGGACCACUGCUUUAAAGUAUUGCAUUGUUUAUCAUUGACUUUUGACACAUAUCAAGCCAUGAAAACGUAUGAAGCAUUUAUAAUGGCCUUUAAUGCUGAUUUGUGUUCAAUCUUUGCCCAUGCCUUCCUCAUGCUGCUUUCUUUUACUGCCAUCUACUGACGAAAAAAUGAAACAGCACGGAUUAUGUGUAAUAAUAGAGUACUCCACUUGAUUAACCGAGGUCCAUUUAACCACACUGAACAGGUGUUACCAUUUAAACCAAG